CCCUGUAAGAAGGCCACGCUUUGUCUCUAAACUCCGUUCUUUGCCGAUCGACUUAUCUCAGUUGACGAGUUUUUACGAAUCACCACGGGUUCCUUCGUGCACGUGUUGUCACGAUCUGUCGGCGGGAAGGUGAGAGGGAUACUCCACCGAGGAAAUUGUGUGGGUUUCAGUUGGUUAGCAGUCAUGGCUGAGUUAGAACUGAAAAAUGACCUUCCAGAAGCCAAAAAACCCUUAAUUUCACCCAAGAUAGGUACACACAAUGGAACCUUUCACUGCGAUGAAGCCCUUGCUUGCUUUAUGCUGAAACAGCUUCCAGAGUAUAGACAUGCUGACAUUGUACGGACAAGAAAUCCAGAAGAGCUGGCAAAGUGUGAUGUUGUGGUAGAUGUUGGGGGUGUUUAUGAUCCAGAGAAACAUCGAUAUGACCAUCAUCAAAGGAGCUUUACAGAUUGUAUGAACACCCUUCGUCCAAGUAAGCCAUGGGUGACCAAACUUAGCAGUGCUGGGCUGGUUUAUCUUCAUUUUGGACAUCGGGUGGUCUCACAAGUGUUGAAGACUAAAGAAAAUGAUGCUGUGACCAAUGAGAUCUAUGACAAAAUCUACGAAAAGUUCAUUCAGGAAAUUGAUGCUAUUGACAAUGGGAUCAGUCAAAGUGAUGAUGAACCACGCUAUUGCAUCACAACAAACCUGAGCUCUCGUGUAUCACAUCUUAAUCCAUCCUGGAAUGAUCCAAAUCCAAAUGCUGAGCUACAAUUUCAAAAGGCUGUGAAUUUAGUUGGAGAGGAGCUGUUAAAUAGAAUUUGUUACUACAGGGAUGCAUGGCUUCCUGCAAGGAGUUUGGUUGAAGCAGCAAUAAUGAAAAGAAAAGAGGUUGAUCCAAGUGGAGAGAUCAUUGAGCUUCAAGAAAGGGGUUGUCCUUGGAAGGAACACUUGUUUGAAUUAGAGAAGGACUUAAAUAUUGAUGUACCAAUAAAAUUUGCCAUAUACAAAGACCAAAACAACAACUGGAGGGUGCAGUGUGUUUCCGUGCGUCCUGAUUCCUUUGUUAACAGACUUAGCUUGUUAGAGGAAUGGCGUGGAGUAAGAGAUGAACAGCUCAGUUCACUGAGUGGAAUAAAAGGCUGCAUAUUUGUUCAUGCCAGUGGUUUCAUUGGAGGAAAUGAGACAAGAGAAGGAGCUUUAGAAAUGGCAAGAAAGACUCUACAGCACCGAGACAGUUUUGCAAAUGGAAAGUGUUACUCUGAUUCAGAAUUAAUGCAAGUUGAAAGCAAAGAAAAUUAACUUCAGACUUCCAGAGUGCAUUGUAAAAAUUUGAUGUCAUUUGUGUAAUACUGUGCCAAUAGUGAUGUAUGUGGUGUUAAGAACAUAUCUUGCUGAGUAAAGUGUGAAAACAACCACUUAAAAAAUAUAUGUAUUUGCUAUGGAAUUGUGUGUUUCACUUAAAGAGAAACUUCCAUUAAGUUA
Pocillopora damicornis (cauliflower coral) is the source of this 1464-nucleotide messenger RNA. RefSeq names its product MYG1 exonuclease. Lineage: Eukaryota; Metazoa; Cnidaria; Anthozoa; Scleractinia; Pocilloporidae. Gene Ontology annotation, cellular component: nucleus; cytoplasm. The record is from RefSeq and is a predicted model, not a curated record.